Molecule: messenger RNA, 1577 nt
Organism: Fusarium vanettenii 77-13-4
Lineage: Eukaryota; Fungi; Ascomycota; Sordariomycetes; Hypocreales; Nectriaceae
Exons: 1
Coding region: 226-1434 (402 amino acids)
Source: RefSeq, a predicted model, not a curated record
CCGCGAGUUGGGUUUGCUUCGUUGCGACCGACAGUUUCUCUUCCUCAGCAACACUGAGCAACCCGCACCGGCAUAAUAGCUUAUCAUUUGUGUUACGAAUCAAGCUUGGAAAGAGACGGAAUAUUCUCACAUAUCGAGACGUGCGACGCAACGAAGACGAAGCCAAGGUCAAACAGCUCCAGAAACGAAACGAAACACCAAACACAAACAUACUCAGACGUCACCAUGCUGCGCAAGAAAGAAACCCUCACCAUCAUCACGCCGAUUCCCGGCUUCAUCCCCCGCCAGCUUGCCAUCGACCUCCUCCACUCCCACAGCGAGAUCAUCACCCUCAACCCGCUCGUAAUCUCGCACAAGCCUAUUCCAGCGCCUCGCAAUGCCGCCGCCGACGAGUACUACAGCACCUGGUAUGAGAUCACCGAGCGCAUCCAGUAUAUCCCCGGAAUGGGCAAGAUUGGCUCUGGCAAGCUCACCUUCAACGGCUGCUUCCACGAUAUGCCCUGGGGUAUGCAGUCACACAUCUAUAUCCCUCUUGGUGUCGACAUGAGGAAUCGUUACCGGGUCCAGGGCAACCAGCCAGGAAUUGAACCUCCCGAGCAGCCCGAGCUUGGCCUUGAGGAGUUGGGUGCACCCAAGGAGGGACUGUAUCUGCGCACCGACGUCGACCUCAAGUGCAACAUUACCAUGAUGGGCUUUGUCAAGGCCGAAUCGAGAAAGGCCAGUGUGGAGAUGGUUAACCGCAUGGUCAAGAAGGCAGAGCUGCUUGAUGCCGGCAUUCUUAAGGGCAUGUUUGAGGACGGAAAGCUCAAGACCAUUAACCCUGCCGAUCGAUCAAGCGUCGCGAACAAUCAGUUUCUGCGACAGCAAACCAUGGCCGCCGACAAUCAAUUCCCUCCUGGCCCUGCUCCUAUGAGUCCAGCUCCUCUUUACUCUCAACCUUACCAAUACCCUCCUCAGCAGCAGCAGCCGCAGCCAUCACCAACAUAUCAGUACGCGCGCCCGGGCACAAGCGGUUCUCAGUAUCCCCAGUCGCCGUACCAGAUGCAGCAAGCACAGGCCCAAGCGCAGACGCCUCCGCCACCUUUCCAGAACACCAACAACUACGCGCCUCCGAUACCGCCAAAGACAUCCAUGCAGACCAUCCCCAUGGAACUCCCAGGUGACUAUUAUCACCCGCAGCGAUCGCCAAGCCUGCACCAGUCCCAGCCGAGCCCCAACCUUGCCGCCAACAGCUACCGCAACUCGACCGCAUCACAGGUCUCUUACGACCCAAGAUGGUCUCACCCGCAGGCGAGCCCGUCGGUGCCCGACUCGCAGAGGAACAGCAUGAAUUCCCAGCACAGCGGGUACCCGGCGUCCCCCGGUCUUGCCCCUCAGGGUUUUACUGCCGAGUUAUCAGCGCACAACGAGACGGCCGAGGAGCAUAAGCACUAGCGGAAGCAAACUAAUCAUGACAAAAGCUUUUCUGUUUUUAUCACAUUCUUUUAUGGAGCCAAUGAUUGCGCGGGAUGGGUUGGAGUGCUGCAGGUGAUACACGGGUCAGGCGUUGAGGUGCAAACUUGGUUAUGUAGUUACGA